This is a messenger RNA of Wasmannia auropunctata (little fire ant), 3613 nucleotides long. RefSeq lists its product as uncharacterized. The transcript has 5 exons. Bases 368 to 3238 code for a protein of 956 amino acids. NCBI's taxonomy places the organism in Eukaryota, Metazoa, Arthropoda, Insecta, Hymenoptera, Formicidae. The record is from RefSeq and is a predicted model, not a curated record.
UUUAUAACCUUAAAAUAUUGAACCACCGUGACGGCGAAUAGGUUAGGUUGUCCAGCGAUACGAACGAGGUACUGGUGGGUACCUGAUGAUGUUCCAUCCUUGUAGUAGAUGUACAUUAACUUUUCACUCGAGCAACAGCGAUAAAAAUUAACAAUACACCGACGAAGUCAAGUCUUCUGGAUUUUGUAAUAUUUUGACCUGCCAUUAGCGAUUCGAUGAUUAUCGGCUUGCCAGCAGCAUUUUUCAACAUUGACGGAUCCUGUGGGAAGUAUUCGAAGGAUGUAAUGUUCAUAAGUGAUUGUUCGUGACGGUAAAAGACAAGUUUCGAAUGAGAAAUAUCCGUUAAAAAUUUCAGCUUCUGUUUAAGAUGGAGGAAUCAUUAGAGCAUUUUCCUUUGACAAUACGAAAAAUUUUAUUAAAGAAGGAAACAGAGUAUGGUCAACUGAAAUUUAUUUCGUCUCGGGCUACAGAAGAGACUGCACGUUUUAUCGAUGAAUUAUUAGAAGAAAUUACAAAGAUUGCUCAAACCUUGAACAUGUACAAUGCUAAGUUAUUCUAUGAGAAUGACAGUUCCGAACCAUCCUCCAUCACGCCGUUGAUCAUUGGCGUUUACAACCAUUUUAUAUUAAAUACUGGCUUCUCUUCACAACCUUUCCUCAUAGAGGACUUGAUGUCUGGCCAUUUGGUCCAUUCCUGGCCUACUCUAUCGCCGUAUCUUUUCAUACAGAUAAUAUGGCACAUCAAGUGCGAGGAUUUGCUGAUUGAAUCGCUCGUGCAUCUUCCAUUGGACCUAUGCAUGGAUAUUCUGGAGAUAACUAUCAGAUGCAUAAACGACCUGGGAAUUGUGCGAGCCAGACGCUUCGCUUUCCUUCUGAUCUCCAAAUUGUAUUACAAAUGCCUGUGGCUGCACUUAGGCACGCUGUCACAACAUGAUAUAAUGGAACUCGUCUAUCAAUUGGUAGCGCAUUUUCAGGCAUUGCUAAAUCUCGUUAGCUCAAAAUUUGUUACUCCCACGUUAUCAGAUCAGGAAAAAUACGUGCAACAUGGUAUUCUUCUAAAAGAAAUUCUUCGCUGCGUCAAAACGUGCAUGCGCUACAAGACCAAGAAUUUCCCAGUCAAAAACGAAGAGAUGCAAUUAUUUGAGAUCACGUAUGGUAAUCCCAACGGCAGUACGGAUUAUUUUUGCAAGCUCCCUAUCGACAAGUCAAAGUCUGUCAUAGCGACAUUGGACCAGGAAUUGAUUGCCUUACUUUUAAAUCAGAUCAAGCAAGUCGAUUGUUUCGAGUUCAUGGGCUGGGCGGAGGUCGAUGAUGAUAAUCAUGACGACGAGAACGUUACGAUUUCGCUGCAACGCGCCGUCAUCAUCGAGUGUCACUACUUUAUGGAGUUUAUGAAACGGGAUGAAUUUUUGUCGGCGAACGAUCAUCUGCUCCAGUGUCUGGAGCAACUUGUGGGUCCGAAUAAACCCGAGGAGCCUGUUUUGACACUCGAAGAACUUUGUAACAGUAUUGAGAACGGCAAAUUGGAUAAUAUGAGGGAACUGAUCAAGUAUUACAGAAAGUGGGAUCUGUCUGUAUUGAAAUUUGUCAGCGGUAAAAGAGAAUUGUUAAGCACGAAGGACGUUGGUGUUCUACUUGAAUAUCUUGAUUAUAUGUUCGCACGUAAGCACGAUUUUACAGAGAAGCACCAAGCCUACUUAUCUGUAUUGAAGGUAUUGAUGGCGCAAAAACUCUCCGAUAUGUACAAUAUCGUACUACAUUACACAGUGCAGCACUUUCAUAACAAUCGUUUAGAGCUCUUGUUCGAUAACGAAUCCUUUAAGAGGUUUAUAGAAAGUAAUGUGAAUAUGCGUGAUCAUCAGACUUUGUGUAUCCUUUUGACCUUUGUUAUGCUGAAUCCGAAGAGAGUGUUAAGCACUCUGGUGAGUGUCGCAAUAGGCAGUACCAAUAUAGAGUAUCAAAAUGUUAUGUUUAAAAGGCCCCAGAUGCAUUUUCUAUAUUCGUUUCUCGUUUUGAGAUUAAGCGAUCAAAGUAACUUACUGACGUACAUUCUCAACGAUAUCUGGCGACACGAUCACUCUACAUGGUGCUACAAGCAAUUUGAGGCUUUCAUGAAUGACAUGCUUCAUUAUGAGACAAUAACUCCGGACGAUCUGCUAAGCAACGUUUAUAUUUCGUGCCUGACUGGGGAUGCUUUCAAUUGCUCGAAUUUGCUCUCUGUGCUGAUACACAUGUACUCUGUCCUGAAGAAAAACGCCAAGUGCAAAACAAAUCACGUGUUGCUGAUUACAGAAUUAAUCAACAAGAUGUCAGUAAUAAGAAAAUGCAACCCAACGCACCUAAGGAGCACCGUGAAUAAUUUGUUGGAUCGCGGAACGAUGAUAUUGAACUUUCUGUUCGCCUCGUUGGACCUGACGGUGAACAGUCAGAGCGAGAUCAUCAGCAAGGUUAAUAAUUUCGUGGAGCCAAUCGAUCAAAUAUUCCUGGCGCCCAAGUUACAGACAAUUCUACGCGGCACUGUGCAGGAUGUGAUUCAGAGCUACGAGAGACGUUGCCUCGCCACGUAUCAACUACUGUGCGCGAAUUCUGUGCAGGGCGACUACAACUUUCAACUCGACAAGAGGGUCUUGUUGCGUCACAUGAUGUUGCACGCCACCGAGGAAGAGUACAAGAAUUUUGCUAUCGAAUUGACGAUAGUGUCCUGGUCCUACUUUAGUUGGGCCAAUGAACUAGAGGCGUAUGAGAACGUGUUGCGCAUUACCGCCGAGGCGAUGCAGCUCGCUUUAAUGUUCACAGACACCUUUUCCAAAGACACGUUCGUUUCGCUGUUGCGUGCUCUCGUGCAUUAUUGUAACACGCUCUUACGCCUUAAGCACCAGAAUAUGUGCAAGCAUCAGGAAGCGAUCUUCAGUAUCCUAUCGAAAACUCUGUCCUCUCUGAAAAGUACAGUCGACGAGACGCGGUACGGCAAGAUGUACGAAAAUUUACUCGAGCAGAUCGACAACAUGAGCGUCAAUUCAAAUUCUGAGAUUAGAAAUUAUAUUCGUAGGAUCAGCGAAUUAAUCGAGGAAUACUUCGUUCCUGAAGAAAUUGAGAAUGAGAAAUCAAACACUUUAGAAUGCGAGGAAUCGCACUCCGCUCCUACUACAAGUGAGAUAGUUGACAUGUACAAGGCAUAUCAAUUUGUAUGCAAAUGCAUUGACGAUUCUUCAUAUGGAAAGAAAAUGCUUCGCAGUUGAUCAUCGAACAGACACAGAAUUUCAUAUUCUUGGACGGAUAAAUUAACUUUGAUAAAGUAUGAAAAGUGUUCGCAUGUUUUUAGGGGGAUAAUUUAAUAUAUAAAAGUAUAAUGUUAUUUUUUCAAUGUUCCAAUCAAAAUAUAUCCCGUUUGCGAGAAACUACCUCAUUAUCGAUAUAUUGGAUAAAUCUUCCUUGCGUGAAAUCGAAAAAGAUCGAAUAUGAAAGUACUUUUUUAGUCACUAUAUGUAUAAUUAUUGUCGAGAGUAAUUUUUUAUGGAUUAUUUUUUAUAUUAUAUACUCUGUAUUUAGCUAUCUAACUAUAAUUAACUGUAUUCACAAAAUUACGUAUUGUUGAUUAAAUGUUUUAAAAAUUC